UCUUCUUCCGCCCCCUUACCAAAAUGGGGUCUUGGCUUGUGGGCGCCGCUCUGUGGUUAGUGUGGGGCAACUUCACGUAUGCGAGCGACCAAGGGGCGCUCUUCGACCGGAAUUGUGGAAGAGUACCAUUGGUGAAUGUAAUGUCAGGAUCUCGAGUUGUAGGUGGUCACAAGGCUGAGCUUGGAGGGUGGCCAUGGAUAGUAAGCCUGCAGGUUAAGAUGUUUCCUAGAGCUCUACAUGUAUGUGGGGGAUCCUUAAUAAGUGAAAACUGGGUCCUCACAGCUGCACACUGCCUUAAAGAUAUCAGAGAGCCACAAUUUUGGAGAGCUGUGGUUGGAGUUCAUAAUCUUUUUCAGAGACAUCGGAACACUAAGAAAAUAAAAAUUAAAGAAAUUAUUAUCCAUCCACAAUUCAUCCCAGAUACAUAUGAAAAUGAUAUUGCACUUUUUCAUUUAAAGAGAGCUGUGAGUUAUAAUGAUUAUGUUCAGCCUAUCUGCCUACCAUUUUUUAAAGAGGUAUUUAACUUGAAUACUGACACAAGGUGCUUUGUAAGUGGUUGGGGCAAAACAACAGAAGAAGGCAAUGCUUCAGAUACUUUACAAGAAGCUGAACUACAUUAUAUUCCCCGGAGCACCUGUAAUAAAAGGGAAAGUUAUGGAGGACGAGUUGUUAAGACUUCAUUUUGUGCAGGUGAAGAAGAUGGAAUUGUUGAUACUUGCCUGGGUGACAGUGGUGGGCCUUUAAUGUGUUACCUUCCAGAUGCCGGCAAAUUUUAUUUAAUGGGAAUUACCAGUUUUGGACAUGGUUGUGGCCGAAAAAAUUACCCUGGUGUUUAUGUCCAGGUGCAAUUCUUCAAAAACUGGGUGAUAAACGAAGUGCUUCAGGCAGCAUCUGCAGACAGAAAUAAGACAAAUAUUAGACAGGGGCAGAUCCUUUUUAUUGUAGUCUUUUUCAGUUUACUAGUGGCCACAUAAAUUGGCACUAAGACCAUAACUUUUUUUUUGUAACUUGCCCUUUUUCAUAUACUCAUCUUGCCCCAAAUGCUAAUUAAUUUUUUAUGGGAAAACUGACCUCUUUGAAGUUCUCAUAUCAACAUUUCUUGCUGAUAUCAAAGAGUUAUGAUGCUUUGGAUAUGUAGUUCUAAAAUUAGAUAUGAAACCACAGACUUUU
This is a messenger RNA of Antechinus flavipes (yellow-footed antechinus), 1170 nucleotides long. RefSeq names its product transmembrane protease serine 12-like. Bases 24 to 974 code for a protein of 316 amino acids. Gene Ontology annotation, biological process: proteolysis. Gene Ontology annotation, molecular function: serine-type endopeptidase activity. NCBI's taxonomy places the organism in Eukaryota, Metazoa, Chordata, Mammalia, Dasyuromorphia, Dasyuridae. The record is from RefSeq and is a predicted model, not a curated record. The transcript has 5 exons.